AUUGGACCCCAGAUUAUCCAUGGAAACUCCUUUGACUUCGUCUUUGGGGCCCAUACUCGUUUCGCUCGUGCUUUCUGGCGUCCUGUAUGGGUAUGCGCUGGUGCAGACUUACGUAUACUUUGCGUUAUUUCCGAAAGAUAGCUGGAAAUUGAAGACUCUGGUAUGUUACUCAUGCACUUGAUUCAACAGCUCCUCGUGUGUCACCAAUAUUCUAUUGGUUCAAGGUCGCAUUUGAGAUGUAUGUAGUAUUAAUUCCUCUUUUUCCCCAACA
This is a messenger RNA of Pisolithus orientalis, 271 nucleotides long. RefSeq lists its product as uncharacterized. Bases 20 to 181 code for a protein of 53 amino acids. NCBI's taxonomy places the organism in Eukaryota, Fungi, Basidiomycota, Agaricomycetes, Boletales, Pisolithaceae. The transcript has a single exon. The record is from RefSeq and is a predicted model, not a curated record.